Messenger RNA from Macroventuria anomochaeta, 1280 nucleotides. RefSeq lists its product as uncharacterized. The transcript is spliced from 3 exons. The record is from RefSeq and is a predicted model, not a curated record. The coding region runs from base 1 to 1098 and encodes 365 amino acids. Lineage: Eukaryota; Fungi; Ascomycota; Dothideomycetes; Pleosporales; Didymellaceae.
AUGGACAGCCGUCGGAACGAGGUGCUCGCAGUGGCGACAUUGUUUUUCUUUCUUUCGUGGCUGACAGUCAGUCUACGAUUCUAUGUGCGUGGAAAAUUGAUGCAUACUUGGGGUUUGGAUGAUACCGAGUCUAACAACUCACAGUUCUGGUACCUGUGCGAGCUGCUUUACAUUCUUGCCAAUUGUGCCCUCAAAUUCUCGAUCGGCUACUUCUAUCUUCGUGUCGCUGUACAACGCUGGCAUGUUUGGACUAUCAAGAUGUUAAUGGGUGGCACUAUCCUAUUCUCAAUCGUCUACUUCUUCCUGGUCACGUUCCAGUGUAUUCCUGUCUCUGAGUUCUGGAACAACCACCCUGCAUCUGACAAAUGCUUGUCAGCAGGACCUACGAAGGGCAUCACUUACGCCCUUGCAGCCGUGAACGCCGCCGCCGAUUGGGUUCUUGGAACUCUUCCAUUUUUCAUCGUCUGGGAUUUGCAGAUGAAGCUGAAGACGAAAGCGCUCGUUGCUGGUAUCUUGGCCUUCGCUGCCAUUGGCAGCACCGCGACCAUCGUUCGCAUGUUCUACAUACACACUCUCAUGGAUGGGUCUGACUUCUUGUAUGCGACUACCGACGUCGCUAUCUGGAGUACAGUUGAGCCUGGCAUCGGUAUUACUGCCAGCAGUAUUGCGACUCUGCGACCGCUUGUCCGUCAUUGUCUGUGGCGUAUAGGCCUUGCAUCUGCUUCCAGUAACAGUCAUACAUACUAUCCUUCAAUCAGCGAACAGAAUCGGAAGGAUCGCCGCGGUUACAGGCGAAGCCUUAGCCCGUGCGACCUGGUGCCUACCCAGCGUAGCAGAAUCACCUCGACAAAGAUACAUGGACCGAAACCGUCGACUGUACAAUCCACGAACCAUGAAGGAAUGAUCACGCUUCCAUCGAUUGUUGUUGAAGAGGAAGAUUACAGGGAUCAUAUACAAAUGCCGGACGGUCACAUCCUGCAAACCACUACCGUGCAGCACGACUAUGAACCCGCACCACGAUUACAUCUACGAGACAGUCUUAAAAAUAGCUUCACUAGGGGAAGCAUCCUCAGCCUUGGAAGAAACCGAGAAUCAUAACGCAUAAUGCCACUUUCAUUUCGUCCAAUCAGCGCCUUACCCUAACAAAUAGUUAGGGUAACGAAAUGGUGACUGCAAACCCUGCCUGGCCUUCAAAUCAUUAGCUUUGCCUGUCGGUAAUCACUUUCGCUCCACUUCUUCAGCACCCGAGAUUCUGGUGUUUCUGGCUCUCAGUCGACUUU